GCCGUCGUUGAGGAUGUUCUUGAAGACGGGCUUGAGGGUCUUGAACACCUCCUCGCUCUCGAUGCCGGAGCCCAGCUGGAUGCAGAGCAGGCAGGCCAGGGAGGCGGCCGCUCCCUGCUCCUCCCCCUUACCUGGAAACAGCGUCAUCAAGGGCUCCUGAUAUGACUCCUCUGACUGUGCAGACACAGGACAAACACAGCUGGGGAAAAUUCCGCAGAAUUUCUGCCAGCGAGCGCGCCACCAGCACCCUUACCCUUUUUAAAAUGGAAAGGAUGAAUAUGCCCCCUGUGCCUGGUGGGGCUGUAAUCCAAGCCAGAAGCGUUAAGAGGGGACUUUGAGAGGAAUCUGAGGAAUCAUGAUGUGCCUAUAGACUUGACUGGUCUUUAGUGACGAUUGUUCCUGCUCUCAGUGAGUCCCGUACAGUUUACAGGUGUGGAAAUUCCGCUUGCAGACUUUAACUUGGUGCAUGUUUCGAGCAGGGCUCUUACGCACAGCUGAACUCUGCCUGGGCUGCUGGUUAUCAGCUGUCAGCAGUGAGAGCUGCAAGCCUGCCCAUUCCCCACUUUACCCUAUCUCUCCAGCACACGUGCGUCUGUGUAUGGACUGUGUAAGCCUGGACCAGGGCUGCCCAACCCCGUUCCUGAAGAUUUACCAUCCCGUAGGUUUUCAGUUCAACCCUAAUCUGGCCCACCUGAUUCGACUAAUUAACAGCUCAACAGAGAUCUCUAGCUGUUGAAUGCAGUGCAGGCUGCUCUGUUAGGGUUGGAGUGAAAGCCCACUGGACGGUAGAUCUCCAGGAACAGGGUUGGGCAGCCUAUGCGUAUGACCUGCGUAUGGUUGGAGUAUGUGUAAGCACUAUGUAGAAUUGGGUAUGGGUUUGUCCUGUGUAGCGCUGGAGUAAGUGUAUGUGUUAUGUAGAGUUAGAGUAUGUUCCGUUUCAACUUCAUGGACAAAUGACUGCCUGUAGUCCUCCUUCAGCUCUGCUGGUUUUCAUUAUUACAUGGCAUUUUAAAAAUCAAUAUGAGCUGCUCAUUACACAGUUAAUUCACGUAACCUGCUUACAUGGGUCUGAGGUGGGUGCUAUUAAAGGUGAAAACAGAAACCAGCAUUGCUCGUGUCUCUCCAGGACCAGGGUUGCCCGACCCCUGACUUGGUGUAAGAGAUCAAAAUGUAUUUCAGAAACUUUAAAGUGAUGAUGAGUGUCUGAAUUUAAUUUUAAAAAAUGAUAUGAUGAAUUUCAGUCUACCAAACUAUAAAUGGAAAUUCAACUAGUUACUGUACCUUUCGCAGUUACUGACUGUGUGUGUAUGUGUAGGUGUUAGUGAUCACAUAAUUAACAUAGUUGAGUAUUCAGUACGUGGUUAUUUUAUUAUAUUCAAUAUUAUAAAAAACGUAUCCAGAAGUCAUUGGAAUAAUUUCAGUCAUAAUGUCAAUGGAUGCGACCUGAAGUUUACUCGUUGCCCAUGGCAACCAUCUUCCGCCUGUCAUUUGCGCAGCCCGCGCUCGGUACCAUUGCACGACGCUGGAAGAGGCAGACGGUUGUCGGACAGUUGUUAUUUCUCAUAGACUUGCAAACUAUAUUGGUUUAAAAAUGACUUGCUCACAGAGCCACACGAAUACCUGUGUGCAGUGCCAAUUCCGGUUUAUUUAAAUAGCAUCAUCUGCAAAAUUGACUACAUAACUUUUAGACUUUUCAUGUGGAAAAAUACAAUCUAGAAUUUGCAAAAGAGCCACAGUGGGAUCGAGUGCACGCGCAGGUUUCGAACGUCCGUUUCACGAAGAGCUGUCCAACUUAAUUUUAAGACCCCAGCUGGGAUAUGGGUAGCGCUGCCUCCGUAGCGGAUGCCAAGAAAGAAGAGGUCGAGCCGGUUCCCUGUCGAGCACCUGGGGAUGAUGCCGAAUUUAAAGAUGACAAGAGCAUCGCGCCUGAUAACGUCGAAGAAGAAGAAACAUCCCGGCAAGAACCUACAAGUCACGCAAUUGAAAUUUCGUCCAGUGACGAGAGCAUUACGGAGAUGCAGGACGAGGCAGUUGAAGAAAUCGAGACCAUGUUUAAAAAGACAAUGGCCGAGGCAUCCACAGAAACGGAAGGGCCUUUAGCCUUUGAGAGUUUCCUGCAUAAGAACGGCACUCUGUACAGCUGUUUCAGCCAACACGGAAGCCGCGUGUACGUUGAUGAGACGAACGGUCUUGUCCCGUUUCCAGAUGAGUGGUACAGCGAAGGACGGUUCAUUAAUGCCACAAACGAGCAGGCACUCAGCCAAAACGCGGCUCCCUCCGGCAGCCAGCCCACGCCCGCCGAACCCGCGUUUGCCGAAGACGACCGCGCCAGUGCCGUGUACAUCCAGGGGAAGGGCAUGCUCAUGACCUACAUGUUUGAGGAGAAGGCCAACGUGUGCAGAUACUUUGACGCUCAGUCGGGGCUGUGGCUCCUGCUGCCGCUGCAGUGGGAGAUGAACAUCGACUUCGUCAGAAUCCGAAUUCAGCAAGUCAUGGGCGCCCUGCCGGGGCUGGCCGACCCGACGGAGGUCACCGCGGCCCUCCGGCAGUGCAGCUACGACCCUGACGAGGUCAUCUCCGCCUACCUCUCCAUCUUCGGAGACGCGCUGCUCCAGCCGGGCCAGGGAGAGCAGGGCGGCAGGGAGCUGCAUUCCUUCAGGACUCACCUAGAGAAGGAGCGGGUGAUAGAGGACCUGAGGCAGAGGCUGCUGCUCAAAGAGCAGGAGGUGGAGAGGCUGGUCCAGAGGAACAGCCAGCUGUCCCGUGAGACGCAGAACCUGUCCGACACGCUCCAGCACCUCCACCGCACGGUGGCCGAGCUGGAGGCGGGCCAGCAGGAGGCGCGGGAGAGGGUCCGGGCCCUGCUGGCCCGCCGCCCCGCGCUGCCCCCCCCAGCCCGGCCCGAGCGGCGGCCCGCCGUGGACCCCGCCCGCCUGCAGGCGCUCGCCACCCUGACGCGCGGCCUCAACGUCGCCGGCAAGCAGCUGCGCUCGGCGGCGGGCCGGUGGCUGCAGGACGCGCGCCGCCAGGUCGCCCAGCUGGAGGAGGAGGCGCUGCGGCUGGCCCGGGCCCAGGAGGAGGCGCGCAGGGAGGCGCAGGAGCUCCGCGCGCUGUACAGGAGGGAGGCCCUGGAGAGGAAGGCGCUCUACAACAGGCUGCUGGAGCUGCAGGGGAACAUCCGCGUCUUCUGCCGCUGCCGGGCCAGCACCGCCGCCGCCGCCAGCCCCUGCCUGGAGGUCACCUCCGAGGAGGAAGUGGCCGUCAGCCAGAAGAGCGGCAAGAGGAAGUUCCUCUUCGACAAGGUGUACUCCUCUAGCGCCUCUCAGGAGGCUGUGUUUGAGGGGACCCUGCCAGUCAUAGCCUCCUGCGCAGACGGGUAUAACGUCUGCAUUCUGGCCUACGGGCAGACGGGCUCGGGGAAGACCUACACCAUGAUGGGGCGCAGAGAUAAGCCAGGGGUUAAUGUUCGGUCAGUCAGGGAGCUCCUACGCAUUUGUGAAGAGAGAGAAAAGGUCACCUAUGCCCUGAAGAUCUCCAUGUUAGAAGUUUACAACGACAGCUUGAACGACCUCUUGGCAAAGAGCGCGACGGGUCAUUUGGAGAUCAGGACCCAAGGGAAGUCCGUCAGCGUUCCCGGGCUCACCGCCGUGGAGGUGAAGACGGAGGAGGACAUUUUAAGCGUCAUGGAACUGGGUGAAAAAAACAGAAAGAUCGCCUCGACCAAAAUGAACAUAGAGAGCUCCCGUUCCCACCUCAUCCUCACCCUGCGGGUGGAUGGGACGGACACCGUCUCCGGGGCAACCUCCCGCGGCACCCUCACCCUGUGUGACCUGGCGGGGUCAGAGCGCAUCUCCAAAACUGAGGCCAAGGGGGCCCGGCUGCUGGAGGCCGCCUCCAUCAACAAAUCCCUGACCGCCCUGGGACAGGUGUUCAGCGCUCUGAAAAGCAACGCGCUGCACGUGCCCUUCAGGAACUCCAAGCUCACGCACCUGCUGCAGCCCUGCCUCAGCGGAGACGCCAAGGCCUGCGUGUUCGUGAACGUCAGCCCGGAGCCCAAGGACCUGCCGGAGACGCUCAGCACCCUGCAGUUCGGCUCUUCCGUCCGGCAGGUGGCCCUGGGCCGAGCCGCUCAGCACGCCAUGCCCGCCGCCCCGGGGCACGGCGCCAAGGCUGAGAGAUAACCGCUGCCCCGCUCACCCGCUCCGGGGGCAUGGCAUCCACACCGCUGCCCCGCUCACCCACCCGGACGCAUGGCACACCUCUGCCCCGCUCACCCGCCCGGGGGCAUGGCACACCGCUCGGGUACGAGGGACGUUUGUGUCUUUGUGCUUCUGCCAUUCGGAAGGGGGCCGGUAAGACGGACUCAACCAAACAUGUAAAGAGUGAAUAAUGAUCUCUGUGGGACGCUGCACAUUGGGUGUGGGUGUGGAUUUUUGUUCCUGCGCUGUCUCUGGGAUUUAAAAGGCGCUAAGUGGUCUGAUUAAAGCAGCACUGGAAGCUU
This is a messenger RNA of Anguilla rostrata (American eel), 4501 nucleotides long. Its product is annotated as kinesin-like protein KIFC3. Gene Ontology annotation, cellular component: microtubule cytoskeleton. Gene Ontology annotation, biological process: microtubule-based movement. Gene Ontology annotation, molecular function: microtubule binding; microtubule motor activity; ATP binding. The transcript has 17 exons. Lineage: Eukaryota; Metazoa; Chordata; Actinopteri; Anguilliformes; Anguillidae. The record is from RefSeq and is a predicted model, not a curated record. Bases 1818 to 4181 code for a protein of 787 amino acids.